Messenger RNA from Solanum tuberosum (potato), 781 nucleotides. RefSeq lists its product as uncharacterized. Gene Ontology annotation, molecular function: zinc ion binding. Lineage: Eukaryota; Viridiplantae; Streptophyta; Magnoliopsida; Solanales; Solanaceae. The coding region runs from base 41 to 781 and encodes 246 amino acids. The transcript has 2 exons. The record is from RefSeq and is a predicted model, not a curated record.
GUUCAAUGACCAAUUGACAACUUUAGGGACUGUUUCUGAAAUGGCUGCCAAAGAACUAAUAGGCUACCCACCCCAAAAAUGGUGUAGAGCUUAUUUUGACACCAAAUGCAAGAAUCAAAUGGUUGACAACAACUUUACAGAAUCAUUCAAUAAAUGGAUUUUAGAGGCAAGACACAAACCAAUUAUCAAGAUGUUGGAAGAGAUAAGAGUCAAGGUAAUGAAAUUACUGAAAGAUCGUGAGGAGGAAUGUAGGAAUUGGAGAGAUGAAAUCAGUCCAUAUGCCAAGGAUUUGCUGACUGAUUACAGAGAAAUAGCACAAGGGUGUGAAAUUCAUUUUAAUGGAGACUUUGGAUAUGAAGUGCAUGAAGGUGAAGACAAGCAUACCGUCAAUCUUCAAUUAAAGAGGUGCACAUGCAGGGUAUGGGAUUUGACAGGAAUACCAUGUUCCCAUGCCAUCAAAGCUUUGAUUUACCAGAAAAAAAUUCCGAUGAGCGAGGUGCAUUGGUGGUAUUCAAAGGAAGCUUACAUGUUUGUUUAUAUGCAUAAAUUACAACCAGUUAGAGGUGAAAAAUUCUGGAAAGUGAAACCAGAACAUGCAAUGGAACCACCAGAAAUACAUAAAAUGGUUGGUAGACCAAAGUCAAAAAGAAAGAGAGAGAAGGAUGAGGCAAGGAAGAGAGAGGGGGCUUGUUCAUCUUUAAGAAAAGGACUUUUAAUGACAUGUGGAUAUUGUUGUAACAGAGGUCACAACAUCAGUGUAACAUCCGACAAUUUGAAAUAG